Eriocheir sinensis (Chinese mitten crab) is the source of this 1339-nucleotide messenger RNA. RefSeq lists its product as uncharacterized. Bases 275 to 895 code for a protein of 206 amino acids. Gene Ontology annotation, molecular function: protein binding. The record is from RefSeq and is a predicted model, not a curated record. The transcript has 6 exons. NCBI's taxonomy places the organism in Eukaryota, Metazoa, Arthropoda, Malacostraca, Decapoda, Varunidae.
AAGAAAAUAAAAAUAAUGUGGGUUGGAUAAGAAAUGGUUAGAAAAAAAGCAUGAUUAGAGAGAGAAAAAGAAUGAAUGAAUGAAAAAAUGAGUGAAAAUGAAAAAUGAAAGGACUGGAAUGGGAUGAGAAAUGUUAAAAGACUUGAAAGAGAGAGAGAGAGAGACACACAGACAGACAGACACGUUUGCAUGACUACUGCACCAAACACUUCCAGCAGUUCCCAGCAAGUCACCCAGACAGACAGACACUUCCCUUUCUGCUGCCAAACUAGAUAUGGAGGCGAUGGAGAAGAUUGGAAGAAGAAGAAGAGGAGGAGAGGAAGGCAAGGAGGAGGAGUCUUUGGAGGAGGGGAACAGGACGCCGCUUCUGUCUCCUGGCGGCGGUGCGGUGCGGCGGCGGCGGCGAGCCUUGGGGCCGCGCUACAAGCCAACGGACUGGGACGAGUCGCUCCCCUACGGCGGCAAGGUGUUUCUGGCGCGGCGGAAGUUACCUGACACCUGGCCCUGCGUGGCGCUACAGGUGCUGGUGGUGGCGGCGGGGCUGGGCCUGGUGUACUACGCGUGGUUCCACUCCGACCACAUGCACUUCCACUUGACGAAGGCCUACGCGCACCUCGGCCACAGGGAAGCUCAGGCCACCGUGGGACACAAGCUGCUGCACGGCAAGGGAGUUGAGCAGAACCACACGGCGGCAAUGGAGUGGUUCGGGCUGGCCGCUAAACAAGGUCAUCCUCAAGCCUCCUACAAUCUGGCCGUGGGUCAUCUCCAGGGGCACACGACGCAGCUCAGGCCGGGCGAGGCCCAUCAAUUGAUCCGCCACGCAGCCAUCCACGGCGUACCAGAGGCGGCCGAAGUGAUGGACCGGGUCUGUUCACGCGGCUACUGUGACGAGUAAGCCCUGCAGUCUCCCCUUCAGUGGCUCCGUUUUCUGUGGUGGUGGUGGUGGUAGUAGUAGUAGUAGUAGUAGUAGUAGUAGUAGUGGUGGUGGUGGUGGUAUUGUUAUUGUUUGUGUAGUUUUGUAUGGUUGUAUAAUUUUGGUUGUAAUAAUAAUAGUAGUAGUAGUAGUAGUAGUAGUAGUAGUAAUAAUAAUAGUAAUAAUAAUAGUAAUAAUAAUAGUAGACUUGUUAAUAUUUUCACUUAUGUUCGUUAUUUUAAUUUUUAUCAAUAAUUCGUGUUUUUUUUUAAUCUUUUUAUUUCUUCAUUUAUUUUAUUUCUUCUGUGUAUAUUUAUUUUAUUAUUAUUAUUAUUAUUUAUUUGUUUGUUUACCUGUUCACCUUGUUACCAAUUACCUGAUGAAAGCUUGGGAGUGAACACACACACACACACACACACACACACA